CGACAGCGCGGCACUGCACGCACUGGCAGGGCACCCACUGCACUGCACUGCAGGCUGCAUCUCUCGGCCACUGCCACUGGCACUUCCUCUUCCACUUCCACUCCCGGGGUCCGCGCACUCUUUUCUUGCCCGUCGCACCUCCUCCACACGGCCGCAACUGGAACUACCGUACCUCUACACGGCCAGAGUUCAAGUUACACACCAGCAUCCCGCCUUCUCUCGUCGCUGCCUCACCCAGUCACUCCCUCGACCCUCCCCACGCAGCAGCCUUCAAGUUGACAUCGAGUCCUUGCCCCCAGUGGUAAACCACUACGACACCACGAUCCCUCCAUCUUCGUGAUCCCGCCUCGCUGCAGCGGAGAAAUCGUUCUCUCUUAUCGUCCGCCGCGACGGCACGGCCUCUCCCUCGCGAUCAGCCGUCUCGGAACCCUAUCGGACUGCGACAACUUGGAAUAUCCGAAGUGCGAUCUAGCUUGCUUGCGCCUGUCGCGUCGCAAAACAUCUGGCCUGGCACAAGGCGGUCCGUCUGUAUACAAUUGCAGUCGAGGCCACGCGAACUCCGUAGCACACACAGCGCGUCACUGUCCCUGGGCCAUUGAUGUCUUUGAUACAGUACUGCGAUAUGACCACUCUCCUUCCGACGCCAGCCUCUACAUGACCAUGCUCGAAGAGCCCUCCAGUCGCCCACCAACUUGAUCCAUGGCCGCAAUGGUCUCGGAUUCCACCGUCAGCAGCCAUGUUUCUCUGAUUUCCCUCGAUCCUGUGCUCGCCAGCCACAUUACCGGCGCAACAACCCUUCCCGCGACCUCGCAACAUGGCUCCAGUCCGCAAAAGAGCACUCAGACUCCAGACACCGCCCGGUCCCGCAGACAUUUUAGGAACAACUCUGCGCCCGUCACGGCGCACAAGAAGAGAUCGAAUUCGCUGCGCCGCGCGAAGAACAGCACCGAGGUGUUGAGACAGAGAUCCAUCAAGUCGGGAAAGAAAACAAAGCCUCUGGAGACGAUCCCCGACAAUAAAGAAGGUCGCACUUUCACCAUCGGGAACGUUGGUACCGGAGGCAUCCUCUAUCUGACGCCUUCAACCCACCAAGUGUCGGUACCGCACCAGACCCAGAUUACCUCGCCCAUUGUCUUGACUGUCCCGUCCACUGCGCCAGCUUUUCUGGGGGACGGGAACCUCGCAGUUCUAACCGAAAGCGAAGACACGAGCAACCCUUCUGAAGUUUUUUCCCAGCCGCAUUCGUCUUCUCCUAUAAUUCGCUCGAGAAGAUUCUCCACGAGAUUGGCGCCCGGUGCUCAACAUGGUCGCUCUCAAUCUUGUUCGACCGUGGAGGAACGCCGCCAGUCCGCGUCCGCAAUGAAGUCGAGGACUUUGAAGAUUGUGAUCAAUCGCCCUGACGGUAGUCGAGAGCCCACGGACGCAAACACUGGUGAAGAGAACAAGAAAGCCUUGCCAACGCUGGAGGUGCCUAUCCCGCAUUACCGUAUCGGCACAUUUCGUUUUAGCUCCCAUGGCACGCCCGUGCUGCGCAGCUCCUCCUAUACGCGGGGCUCCGCCACGCCCUCCGAUGUGACUCCCACACCUGGGAUUUUUCAUGGAGACAGUUAUUUCGGAGGGGUGCCAAUGUCCGGCCUGAGGAUGUUUGCCUCAACGGAGGUUGCGCAAGCGCAAGAUUCUGCGCAUAUUCCCCCUGCGCACCAGGAGACGGUUCACAAGUCGACUUCGAGGGCAGUCUCCACGGUGACCAACCCCGCUGAGCCCAAGCUGUUCGAUGACUUGAACGCCGUAUAUGAUGAUCCCUCUGUUGUCCGGUAUUGUCAGAAUGUGCGCGAAAUCACCGCGGCCACCCCUGCUCGAAUCAUCGCCCAAAUUUCUUCUGAUUCGUUUAUGGACUAUGAACUUGUCUCUGACUUCUUCCUGACCUUCCGUUCUUACAUGUCCACGUACGAGGUGCUCGACCUCCUGCUUGCUCGGCUGAGAUGGGCCAUUGGUCGCAUGGAAGAGGAUGGGAGGAUCAUUCGGGUUCGGACUUUUGCGGCCCUGCGACAUUGGAUUUUGAAUUAUUUCAUGGACGACUUCUACCCCGAUCGUCGUCUGCGGGAGCGAUUUUGUGAAGAGAUUAACAGGCUGUACGCCGACGUAAAGGCGAGCCCGCAACAUGGGUUUAGUGACCUCAAGUUGCUGCGGGAUCUGAAGCGUUGUUGGAUUGGCCGAUGCUCGCUCUGUUGGGAUCCAGCACAGUUUCAGUUGGAUGGAGAACAAGAGGAAGAUAUCCAGCCGGGCGACACAGUUGAUCUGGAUGACACGCCAACGCCUCGUGUCAGCACACGUCUCCUUCAUGCCCAACCUGAAACACGCCAAUCGGAAGUCCUCCGCGGGCCUCACCGUAGCUGGUUUGAGGCAGACCUACUCGGCAAGCCACAACAUAGCCGUCAGGAGUCUGGGGCCUCUCGUCGAGACCCCAAUUCAAUGGUGAGUGACGGGAGCGUCCAGGCCACUUCCUGUUUCGUACCAAAACAGCUCCUGAAGAUUACCGGCGACGGCGAGGUUCAUUGCAAAGGCCCGCACCUGGUGUCGGUUCAGCAAAGGCGUAGGAACGCCCCCGCGAAUCUCCAUGUCACGACGCAUCCAGCCUCUUCUCCGAAGCUUCCUGGUCAUAAACGAGGUGCGAGCUCCAUCGAUAGCAACAGGGAGCCUACUCCUCAAAAGACUGAUCUUGAUUCCUCUUUGGCUGGCACUGAAGAUGGAGCCAUCAUUCGGGGACUUUUGUACAGUCCAAGUGCGCCCUUUGUCCAGAUUGUGUCGCCAGGUUCAACGCAAUCCCUUGAUAGGCAUGAGCUGGGAAUUGGUAUGCGAGAGACUCCGAAAAGGGAACACGGUACACAUUUAGGCACUCACCCAAUUGGGAGAAACAUUUUUGGCUCCUUGCGGAAAGUCCUGGGCAGUAAAAACGGACCGGUCAACAUGACUUUCUUGACCGUUUCACAGUCCGAACAAGGCACGAGUGUGCGUGGCCACAGGGCACACUUACCCAUCAACAUCUCCAAAUCGCACGAUGAGUUGCACAACAAGACUGGAACUGCAAUGGCCAGGAAGGCUGAGAUACGCAUUGAUCUUUUGUGCGCUGCUGUUUGUCAGAAUUAUGAAUCGAAAUUCCCGACCAAACGGCGCAUCACCUAUGGGCCACUCUAUGCCAGCGAUGCACCAUUUCAGCCAACCGCCCUUGGUGAAGAGGAGUCAAGAACGCCGCGGCAAGUGAGUCAGGCCACGGCCGAAAGUGGUUCUAUCCUCAUCGUGGACGACACUGGUGUUGAAGGUGUUGAUCCCUCGUCAUUAGCUGGCGGCAUCCCAUCAGCAGAGGACGGUACGUCUGGCCAGGCACUGGAAACAGCCCCGGAUCAUGCGCCGCAAACCAGCUAUCACCAGGCUGCUACACUCCGCGGCGGUAGUCUCGAUGCGGUCGUGACUCAAAGAAGCUCAAACGCCCUGGGUGAUAGAUUGGACACUUUGUCUGUGCCAGAACACGAGAACCCGUUGGAGUCGGCCGCUGUUGCUGCGCCCGAGGUUGAAGCAGCUUUGGAAGACAGACAUGGAUCAGCACGAACUGUGGACAGGCCAGUCACCCCUACGACCGCUAGCUCUAAGACGGUCCGGGAUGACGCUGAGCUACUUGACAUUCCGGGACAGCCAGCCCGCGCGUCUGCAGAUCAUGUACCUAUCGUCCUGUCUAGGCCACAGAGUAAUCCAAAGCAUGAGGGCACGGAUUCUGACGGCCCUUCAGAACCAAAGACGCCAUCUCACAUGCCGUCUCAUAGGUUAAGGCGAAGGCCUGGAGGGGAUCUGCGUCUUGUGGAGAAUGUCCAAGAAUUGGAUCAUGCCAUGCAUCAUGCCUCAGUCGACACUUCGAGCAUUGUCUCUCACUCCUCCCACGAGUCCUUGCUCAUUAUGAAGACGGACAAGGUCGGCCAAGGGAUUCCUCCGGACGCGGGGCCUCCGAACAGAGCUGUCUCUAUGAUCAACACCCAUUCGUCUCAGCAUUUGCGUCCCUCAUUCGAGGCUGCCAUCGCAGGCUUCUCUGCCAUACCAGAUGAUGACGACGGUGGACUUGAAGCCACUCUCCUCAAACUUGAAGGGCGCUACGAAAAGAAGUCCCCACCCCUCGACCAACAUCCAAUCGAUACAACGGGAAGGAGGCGGUCCCUGCCUGAUCUGGGUACGAGCCAUCAACGGGAUUACCCCUUGUCGGCCUUACCAGACAACCUCCCUGAACCUAUCUCGCGGCCGACCAAUGACGAGAUUCAAGCUACGGUCAACGAAGUGGGAUCUGAUUCGUCAAGCGAUGACUUGCCCAUCGAGACUACCAGGGUGGUGGAAACAGAACAGCAGUCACCACGGAGAUCGUCAAUAUACGGACUUCCCACAGAAUCUGUGGCGGGCUCAGAAGAGUCCUAUAAUUCUCUGCCCCUUCUACGACGCCCAACAGGGCCUCAGAGUGCUGGUCCGUCCUUGAUUCUGGCCGCUGCUCCUCAGCCUCCCGCAACGGCACCAGGCUACUAUGCUCAAGAUCCUCCACAGCUCUUCCACCUGCCGAAAGGCCCACCUGCCAGUGUGAUCAAGCAUCACCACAGUCUAGUUAGACCGUCGACUGCAAAUGAGAGUGAGCAGUCAUUCCUUCUGGAUGAAGACGAGAAUCUCUCGGACUUGUCCUCGGAGAUCUCGGUUGACAUCAUCAAUCAUGCGGAGCCCGGAAACCGGUCUAUCUCGCCCAUGCUUGCGGCUCCAGGGACCGCCAUCUCCGGACUAGAAAUCCCGGCUCAUCCGUUGACCUAUGCCUCGGUCGUCAACCUCAACAUACCGGAGGAGAACAAUAAACGAUCAUCGGACCCGGUGCCACCCUUUAAUCCUGCAGAAACGUCUCAAAUACCACCUCCCUCGUUCCAACAACCACCGAUUCAGGAAUCUCCACCUUUGCAACCUCUAGCACGCCUGCCGGCGGGUCCGGCACACGUUCCUUUUGUGCUCGCAUGCGAUUCACAAGUCCUUGCCCAGCAGAUGACUCUCGUGGAGAAGUCGGCGCUCUGCGAGGUUGAGUGGUCGGACCUGGUGGAAAUGCGUUGGAACAACAAGGCUGCCGACGUCCUGGAUUGGGUAGAGUGUCUGGCACGUGGUGAUAUCACCGGUAUCGACCUAGUCAUCACCCGCUUCAACCUGGUGGUCAAAUGGGCUCUUUCCGAGAUUGUGCUCACUCAGGAUAUCCAUGAGCGAGCCCGCGUCAUCACCAAGUUUAUUCAUGUAGCAGCACACGCCCGACGGUUACAUAAUUACGCGACUAUGCUUCAGCUUACAAUAGCGCUUACAUCAACUGACUGCACGCGACUGACUCAAACCUGGGACAUGGUUGCAGACCCGGACAAGUCUCUGCUCAAACAUAUGGAAGCUCUUGUACAGCCGGUCCGCAACUUUCAUGAUCUCCGUUUGGAAAUGGAAUCUGCCGAUCUCAGUGACGGCUGCAUUCCAUUUAUAGGCCUCUACAUCCAUGAUCUUACUUAUAAUGCCCAGAAGCCGUCACACAUCCAGGUCGGACAUAAUACCGAGCCGCUUGUCAACUUUGAGCGCUACCGAACCACGGCUGUCAUUGUAAAGGGACUACUGCGACUAAUCGACGCUAGUUCGAGGUAUACUUUCGAGCCCAUAUCCGGGAUCAUUGAGCGCUGCCUUUGGCUUGCCGCACUAUCAGAUGAACAGAUUCGCAACGCCAGCCAAAUGUUGGAACCGGGACCGAUUGUUAGAUGAAAAAAUACGCGGUGCGAGUCCAACGUCGGAACAAGGACCGUGAUUGGCAUGAAGGGGUUAUUCUUUCUGUAUUCAUUGGGCAAACUUGUCUGUUAUUGAGCUUGGAUGUCACCAGUCCUCCGUGUGCAUUUCUGGCAUUCUCACUACCAAGCGUUAAGCGACGGCGUUAUCAGUUGCAAGGGUUCCACUUAUGGGCCAUCUCAGUGGACAUCCUCAACCGCGUUGUAUAGGAGGACCCUCUGAGAUGGCCGCUGGCAGACGGGAUGGGGGACAUAAUACUUGGGGAGCCGGCAUCGAUCGGGUUAUACAGUGUAAUGUUUUUGAUCAUCGAAGAAUCGAGUAUAUUGUGCAUCGCUUUGUAGGGCGCUUAGGGUGUGAUCUCAGGGGGCACUUCUCAAUGCAGGACAAGGCUGAACUCCUG
Molecule: messenger RNA, 6217 nt
Organism: Exophiala dermatitidis NIH/UT8656
Lineage: Eukaryota; Fungi; Ascomycota; Eurotiomycetes; Chaetothyriales; Herpotrichiellaceae
Product: gdp/GTP exchange factor
Exons: 3
Coding region: 700-5796 (1698 amino acids)
Biological process (GO): positive regulation of GTPase activity; Ras protein signal transduction
Cellular component (GO): plasma membrane
Molecular function (GO): guanyl-nucleotide exchange factor activity
Source: RefSeq, a predicted model, not a curated record